This is a messenger RNA of Arthroderma uncinatum, 720 nucleotides long. RefSeq names its product ATP-dependent Clp protease proteolytic subunit. Lineage: Eukaryota; Fungi; Ascomycota; Eurotiomycetes; Onygenales; Arthrodermataceae. Gene Ontology annotation, cellular component: endopeptidase Clp complex. The record is from RefSeq and is a predicted model, not a curated record. The transcript has 5 exons. Gene Ontology annotation, molecular function: ATP-dependent peptidase activity; serine-type endopeptidase activity; ATPase binding. The coding region runs from base 1 to 720 and encodes 239 amino acids. Gene Ontology annotation, biological process: protein quality control for misfolded or incompletely synthesized proteins.
AUGAGCCGACUACGGGUACUCAAUCGCUUGACCCUCUCUACACCUCGACUUCUCUCCCGAAGCUACUCCCGGUCAUCUGUUCCAGUUCCACCGCGAAACUGGACCCCUACACCAUUUGUGACUGAGACUGUGGGAGGUGGCUGGCACACCUAUGACAUAUUCUCACGUCUCUUAAAGGAACGUAUUGUAUGUCUCAAUGGCGAGGUCGACGAAAGCCUAUCCGCGGCAAUAGUUGCGCAGCUUCUAUUUCUGGAAGCAGAUAAUCCCGAAAAGCCAAUCCAACUAUAUAUCAAUUCCCCCGGAGGGUCGGUGACAGCGGGACUCGCCAUAUACGACACGAUGACUUAUAUUCAAUCCCCAGUUAGUACGAUAUGCGUGGGCCAAGCGGCAUCUAUGGGAUCUCUUCUACUCUGUGGCGGCGAGGCUGGGAAGAGAUACUGCCUUCCACAUUCUUCAGUUAUGAUUCACCAGCCGUCUGGAGGAUAUUUUGGCCAAGCGACAGAUAUCGCGAUCCACGCGAAGGAGAUUCUUCGAGUACGCCACCAGUUAAAUAAGAUAUACAAACGCCACUUGACAGGGAAACCGAUGACUUUAGAUGAGAUCGAGAAGCUGAUGGAGAGGGAUUACUUCAUGGGCGCGAAGGAAGCUCUUGAAAUGGGUAUCGUGGAUGCUAUACUGGACCGUCGAGUACCUCCAAAAGAGGAGGUUACCAUACCCUAG